UUCAACUCCUGGGUUUGUUUCUUUUUUCUCCACGCCGCGGAGACGCAAACACUGACUGCCCUCUGACUCGUUACUCUGCUGGAGCUUUUUAUUUUUUAUUUCUCCGGGUGACAUUCUCCUCUCCGGUUCCUUUUGUAUCCCUUUGGACUUUCCACACUGAUUAAAUCACACCGGACCUCUGGACGCCGCGGUGCCCACACGCCAUGGCACGCUUGUUACUGCCGUGUCUCCUGUUACUUGUUUUGGCGCAGACGGCUCUUUCCGACGGAGUCUUCGAGCUCAAGAUCGAUUCCUUCACCAGCUCCCGCGGCAUCUGUCCCUCCCAGUCCGAGGACUGUCUGAUUUUUUUCCGCGUGUGCCUCAAGCACUCGCAGCUCACUAUUAACCCGGAGCCGCCGUGCACGUACGGAACCGCGCUCACAGAAGUCUUCGGCGCCGACUCCAACUCCAUCUCCGAGAGCGCACCUAUUAGAGUGCCGUUUCCCUUCAAAUGGCCGAGCACUUUCUCUCUGAUCAUUGAAGCCUGGCACACGGAGUCUCCAGGACGGGAGUCCACAGAGAAUCAGAACAACCUGAUCAGCCGGCUGGCCACCCGCCAGAAGCUGACCGUUGGAGAGGACUGGUCCAAGGGCGAGCACAUUAACAAUCAGAGUGAGCUCCACUACUCCUACCAUGUUGUGUGCAAUGAGUACUACCACGGGGAGGCCUGCUCCGCCUACUGCCGGCCCCGCAACGACCCCUUUGGCCACUUUAACUGUGACAAGGAAGGGAACCGCAUCUGCCUGGAUGGCUGGAGUGGAGACUACUGCACACAGCCCAUCUGUGCAGGGUGCAGCAAGCAGCACGGUGUCUGCGAGUCUCCCGGGAAGUGUGUGUGCCACCAGGGUUGGCAGGGUGAGAGCUGCGAUGAGUGCGUCCAACACCCCGGCUGCAAACACGGGACCUGCAAGCUGCCCUGGCAGUGCGACUGCAACGAGGGCUGGGGAGGCCUGUUGUGCGACCAAGACCUGAAUUACUGCACCAACCACAAACCGUGCCAGAACGGCGCCUCGUGCACCAACACCGGCGAGGGCAGCUACACGUGCGCCUGCCGGCCCGGCUACACCGGCAAAGACUGCGAGAUCGAAACCAACGAGUGCGACAGCAACCCCUGCAGGAACGGCGGCAGCUGCAAUGAUUUAGAGAACGAUUACUUGUGCACGUGUCCUCAGGGCUUCUAUGGGAAGAACUGCGAGAUCAGCGCCAUGAGGUGUGCAGACGGGCCUUGUUUUAAUGGAGGCACUUGCAUACAGGAAGACACCGGUGGGUACACCUGCCGCUGCCCAUCCAACUUCACGGGCUCCAACUGUGAGAAGAGGAUGGAUAGAUGCAGCAGCAGCCCCUGCACUAACGGUGCUCAGUGUUUGGACUUUGGUAACAGUGUCACGUGUCGCUGUAAGGCAGGCUUCACCGGCUCUCGCUGUGAGACCAACAUUGAUGACUGCUCCAGCAGCCCCUGCCAGAAUGGCGGCACCUGCUUCGACAGAGUCAACAACUACACUUGCACGUGCACCCUCGGUUUCUCCGGCAGGGAUUGCACGGUGCGCACCAGCCUCUGUGACCAGUUCCCAUGCGAAAACGGUGGCACGUGUUUCACCCACUUUACUGGCCCCGUGUGCCAAUGCCCACCAAAUUUCAUGGGUGCACGCUGCGAGUACUUCUUCAAGCCCACUACAAAACCACCCACCAAUGGAGACGCUCCUGCAGCCAUGAUUGCUGCUAUAGCCCUCGGAAUAGUGACAUUUUUCCUGCUGGUGUGCGCUGCCAUUUUCAUUCUGCGUCAUCUCCGCUGGGGCAGGGAGCUAAGAUUGCUUUCAACGUCGGUGAAAAAUGACCUGGAGACGGUGAACAACCGCAACGCAGUGAUCGGCGGAGGAUCACCCAAUAAUGGGAGCUUACCAGGAGCAACUCUGGGCAGCCUAAAGGAGAAGGAGGCCUUUCUCCUCCCAGGAGCUCCUCUUAAAAUGUCCAAUAAGGAUGUAGCACUGGUGGAGAAGGGCAGUGACAACGCGGCCAUGUUUAAAAACAAAAUGGCAGACUACAACCUGGCAAGAGAGGAGCAGCACCUGGGCAAGAACAAGUUUGACCUUAAGAAAUGCGACCCGCCUGUCAUCGUCCCUCCUCUCAGUUUUUCAAAGGACAGUCUGUAUCACUCAGUGUUCAUCAUCCCAGAGCAGCUGGAACAGUGUGUGUUUGCUACUGAGGUAUAACCUGAGAGUUUUCAGACCACCAGCAGAGGAUCUUUUCCGCUGAGGGCCUGAAAGCUUUUUGUCCAGGACAGUACACCCAGAGGAUCUAUUGUACACACAUUUUUUAUUUAAUAUUUAUUACUGCUGCUCAACGGAGAAAAACAAAAAGAAAUGACUUCUUUUUUUUUUUUUUUUCUGCUUGGAUACUGUCAAUGUUCAGAUGACAGUGAGGAGACGAGAGGAAAGACUGAACAUCUGACAUCAUUUGCACUAUUCAUCCUUUAAAUCUUAACAUUGUUUUCCUGUCUCUGCACUCUUUCUUAAUCUUCUUUGGAUACAACGUGAUCAAAAAGAUGUGAAUUGUCCACCAAUCGGAAAGAUAGGUGCCUUAGCUAUGCUCCCUAAUUUCACAAUCAGAGGACCCACUCACAGAAAUGGGAGACAAUUUUUUCUUUUAGGUCAAGCAGCCUGAACCUUUCCACAGAUAAUUCAUCUGGAAGCUGGGCCGGAUAGACUUCUAUCAUCCACUUUUUCUCAUCACAUCGCGGCCUGUUCGGUAAGAACGAUAUCAGCCUCACAAUCACUGUCCAAACCUACAAAAUCUGAAGUGCCUCUUUUUUAAAAACAUCAGAAGGACUUAAAGCCAAUAUUGGGACUGAGACCCUCACUGUCUGAUGUCCUCCCAGAAGACAGGAAGUUUUUUUUUUAUUUUUAUUUUUUUAUGGUAAGUUGUGUUCAAAUCCUGCCUUACAAACCCAGAGCUGCCUUCACACCUGGAUUUUAAUCCUAGUGUAAAUGAGGUUUCAGGUGAAUUGUGGAGAGUUUGUUCCUUUGUUAACAAUCAGCUGUUUCCUGCCCUUCCAUCUCAUGAAUUGUCAGAUAAUCAGCAAAGUCGAACCCGCCAGAGACCAGCUGAGCUGGAUUCAUCUUACUGGUCUGUUUUUCCCCACCUUUUCUCUGCUGUCAUAGCUGUUAGAGUUUUAUUUUUCUUUUACUCAAAAAGCUAAACUUCAAAGCUGCCUUCAUGAAACCACUGCUGACCUGGUGAGUCGAUCAAACAGUGACACGACUGACUGGGUGUUUCUCUUUUAUAUUUAAAGAAAAAAAUGUAUAUCAGUGAAGAGCUCCAAAGAGAGUUUUUAUUCCUUUUAUUUUUUUAAUAAUCCAUUCAAUACCAAAAAUAUGUAUUGUUCCUAUAUAGACGUAUCUUUGUAUUAUCUUCAUUAAUUUAAGAGAACAAUGCAAUGUGUACAUAUCUUCCAGAAGAACGUUUUCCUAUUUAAUUUUACCCUUUGUAAAUAGUUUUGUAUUUAUGAAGAGAAUUGUAUAUAUGUCUAUGUUAAUGUGCCUAAUGUCUCCAU
This is a messenger RNA of Archocentrus centrarchus (flier cichlid), 3589 nucleotides long. RefSeq names its product deltaC (gene dlc). Bases 204 to 2249 code for a protein of 681 amino acids. Lineage: Eukaryota; Metazoa; Chordata; Actinopteri; Cichliformes; Cichlidae. The transcript has 10 exons. Gene Ontology annotation, biological process: Notch signaling pathway; multicellular organism development; heterophilic cell-cell adhesion. Gene Ontology annotation, cellular component: plasma membrane; protein-containing complex. Gene Ontology annotation, molecular function: calcium ion binding. The record is from RefSeq and is a predicted model, not a curated record.